CAGGUCUACCAAGUGUGGUCUGGGUCCCCUUCGAGCAGCAGUCUCUGGCUUUUGCUCUCGCAGAAGAUAAUGAAUUAAAAGCCGCGGGCGGUGAGACCAAACACCUCCCUUGCAGACACAGCGUGCUCCAGGUGGUGCUUCCUUGCUCGCUUACAAGAAAAUAGCCGAAGAAAUUAAGGAGGGGGAGAAAAUGACUGAUCCUUCUGUAUGAGAUAAUGGAUGAGCCCGGGAUGACCUGUUUUUUUCCUUGCGGUGGAGCGGUGCUGAAGACAGAGGGCACCAGCGCCCAGCCCACAGCCGUCGCCCCGCCGCCAGCGCGCCAGCUCGGGGCGGCCGGAGAGCCGCCGAUGCCGGCUCCGAGCAGGCAGGGAGCCGCUGCCUCACCCGACCAGGUUAAAAGUCACUAGGAUGACGGCUGCCUGGGCACCUUCGAGAGUGAUGCUGUAAGAUUUCGCUGUGAUGGUAUUUGGAGCAACUUGGGCGCUGGCGGGGGGAAGCGGAUGCCAUUUCCUACAUGUCCUUAAACCAUGUGCAGGCACGAGGAGCACAUGAAAUUCGUAACCUGGGUCUGGAUGACAUCGUGCAACAAAAUGAUUGGCGUGCUGCUGGUCUUUUUCCCUGCUCUGCUCCUGGAGAUGGACGUGCUGCCCAGGAGCGCCGGGCGGAAGAUGCUUCUCUCUGCAGCCUCCUCGCAGCGGUCAGUGGCUCGGAUGGACGGGGAUGUCAUCAUCGGGGCCCUCUUCUCUGUCCAUCACCAGCCGCCGGCUGAGAAAGUGCCAGAGAGGAAGUGCGGGGAAAUCCGGGAGCAAUACGGCAUCCAGAGAGUAGAAGCCAUGUUUCACACUUUGGAUAAAAUUAACGCCGAUCCUGUCUUGCUACCUAACAUCACUCUGGGCAGCGAGAUCCGAGACUCCUGCUGGCACUCCUCGGUGGCCCUGGAGCAGAGCAUCGAGUUCAUACGGGACUCCCUCAUCUCCAUUAGGGACGACAGGGACGGAGGCACCCGCUGCGUUUCCGACUCGCAGCCGCAGCCCCAGACUAGAGUGAAAAAGCCCAUCGCGGGGGUCAUCGGCCCCGGCUCCAGCUCGGUUGCUAUCCAAGUCCAAAAUCUGCUCCAGCUCUUCGACAUCCCCCAGAUCGCUUACUCCGCCACCAGUAUCGACCUGAGCGACAAAACGCUGUACAAAUACUUCCUCAGGGUGGUCCCCUCAGACACGCUGCAAGCCAGGGCCAUGCUCGACAUCGUCAAGCGCUACAACUGGACCUACGUCUCCGCCGUCCACACGGAAGGAAAUUAUGGGGAAAGUGGAAUGGAAGCCUUCAAAGAGCUGGCUGCCCAAGAAGGUCUCUGCAUUGCUCACUCUGACAAGAUCUACAGCAACGCCGGGGAAAAGAGCUUUGAUCGCCUGCUCCGCAAGCUGCGCGAAAGGUUACCCAAGGCAAGAGUGGUGGUUUGCUUCUGUGAGGGAAUGACAGUGAGGGGGAUGCUCAUUGCCAUGAGACGCCUGGGAGUGCUUGGGGAGUUCCUGCUCAUUGGAAGUGAUGGUUGGGCAGACAGAGAUGAAGUCAUUGAAGGUUAUGAACCUGAAGCAAAUGGGGGCAUCACUAUCAAACUGCAGUCUCCAGAGGUCUUGUCAUUUGAUGACUACUAUCUGAAGCUGCGUCUGGACACCAACACCCGCAACCCCUGGUUUCCUGAGUUCUGGCAGCACAGGUUUCAGUGUCGCAUCCCAGGGCACCCACUGGAGAAUCCCAACUUCCAGAAGAACUGCACAGGCAAUGAGAGCCUAGAAGAAAAUUAUGUGCAGGACAGUAAAAUGGGAUUUGUCAUCAAUGCUAUAUAUGCUAUGGCUCAUGGGCUACAAAAUAUGCAUCAUUCCCUUUGCCCUGGACAUGUUGGGCUGUGCGAUGCUAUGAAGCCAAUUGAUGGCAGCAAGCUCUUGGAGUUCCUCCUCAAAUCCUCAUUCAUCGGUGUUUCUGGAGAAGAAGUUUGGUUUGAUGAAAAGGGAGAUGCCCCUGGAAGGUAUGACAUUAUGAACCUGCAGUACAUAGAGCCCAACCGUUACGAUUAUGUCCUCAUUGGGACCUGGCACGAGGGCGUGCUCAACAUUGACGACUACAGGAUUCAGAUGAACAAAAGUGGAAUGGUCCGAUCCGUGUGCAGUGAGCCUUGCUUGAAGGGCCAGAUUAAGGUGAUCAGGAAAGGCGAAGUGAGUUGUUGCUGGAUUUGCACUGCUUGCAAGGAGAAUGAAUUUGUUCAGGAUGAAUUCACAUGUAAAGCCUGUGAGCUUGGCUGGUGGCCGAAUGCUGACCUGACAGGCUGUGAACCCAUCCCUGUAAAGUAUCUCCAAUGGAGCAAUAUAGAGUCUAUUGUGGCCGUGGUCUUUUCCUGCCUGGGGAUCCUGGUCACCAUGUUUGUCACCCUUAUCUUUGUGCUCUACAGGGACACCCCUGUUGUCAAAUCCUCCAGCCGGGAGCUCUGCUACAUUAUCCUCGCUGGUAUCUUUCUGGGUUAUGUCUGCCCUUUCACCCUUAUAGCUAAACCCACCACGACAUCCUGCUACCUCCAGCGCCUUCUGGUGGGUCUUUCCUCUGCCAUGUGCUACUCUGCCCUUGUGACCAAAACCAACCGUAUUGCUCGCAUCCUGGCAGGCAGCAAAAAGAAGAUCUGUACCCGCAAGCCGCGUUUCAUGAGUGCAUGGGCCCAAGUGGUCAUUGCAUCCAUUUUGAUCAGUGUGCAGUUGACACUGGUGAUCACGCUGAUCAUCCUGGAGCCCCCGAUGCCCAUCCUCUCCUACCCCAGCAUUAAGGAAGUUUACCUUAUCUGCAACACCAGCAACCUAGGCGUCGUGGCUCCCGUGGGCUACAAUGGACUCCUCAUCAUGAGCUGUACAUACUAUGCCUUCAAGACUCGCAAUGUGCCUGCCAAUUUCAAUGAGGCCAAGUACAUUGCAUUCACCAUGUACACCACUUGUAUCAUCUGGCUGGCCUUUGUGCCUAUCUAUUUCGGGAGCAACUACAAGAUCAUCACCACCUGUUUUGCAGUGAGUCUGAGCGUGACAGUGGCACUGGGGUGCAUGUUCACUCCUAAGAUGUACAUCAUCAUAGCCAAGCCUGAGAGGAACGUCCGCAGUGCCUUCACCACCUCAGAUGUGGUGCGUAUGCAUGUCGGGGAUGGCAAGGCACCUUGCAAGUCCAACACUUUCCUCAACAUAUUCCGAAGAAAGAAGCCAGGGGCCGGAAAUCCAAAGAAGAGGCAGCCAGAAUUCUCGCCCACCAGCCAGUGUCCGUCGGCACAUGUGCAGCUUUGAAAAAUCCCACACUGCAGUGAAUGUUUUUGCAUGGAGAUGACAUUAUCCUGUGUGCUUUAAACAACAACCUAGAGGCUGUCUCAUGGCAAGACACCUUUGCUGAGCACAGCUCUUGCUGACUGUGCUUGUUAGUGAACUGCUGCUGCAGAGCCAGCAGAGGGAACACAAAAAACACCAGUUUGGUGGGAUUCGCAGAACAGGGAAAUCAUGAGCAGUCACAUGUAAAUAAAACCAGCAGAAUCUGACCUAGGAACAAAGAGUUGCCCUUUGAAAACUAGCAGAGAAAAUUUUCCUGUUAUAAUUUCUGAAAGAUACUCAGAUUCUGCAUAUUCUGCAUUUAGUGAACAAUAGCAAAUUUCAGCUCUUCGGAAAAAAGAAGUGCAAAUACUGCCCUCUCUGAGCAAACACAAACCCGGUGGAGAAAACAUGCUAACUGUUGCAGAAACAGAAAGGCCUCUCCUCAGUUCUUCCAUAACAGAUUUAAGCUCGUUUCCAUCUGACAAACUGCAGAUGUGAAACAGUCCUGCUCCCUGCCUCAGGGAAGGUUGUGCAGUGACUGAGUGGAAAGUGGCCUGUGAUCCACUGACACAGCAUUUUGAGCAGCCGUCUCUGUAUGGCCAGAGAUGCUGCUCAGCUCCUCUAAUCAGCGACAAAGCAGUCUAGCUCUGUACAUGCCUCUGACAGUCUAUGCUAAUUGUCGACAGGUAGCACUGAUAUUAACUCAAUCAAAUCUGCCCCUCUGAUUUGCAGAUCAGAACAAAUGCAUACGAUGCAUCUUAUAUUUGCAGCAAUAGUGGUGGUUUUCCAGGGCCUGUGCAGCAACCUGAGAUUUGCAACCCUGAAAGGCAAAUUUUACAAAGCCAGUGUAAGGAGCAGUACGAACAGUUUGUUAUUAGCUUCCACUCUGACAACAGUACUCCCUGCUUUUCUGAUCUGGAACAAAUGCUGCAGAUUCGAAGGGCACAGAUCGCCAAUUGUUUGUCUGGAAAGACCGAUGAUGCAGUGGGACUCCAGCACAGAUAUACCAUAAGGAGGCAAAGAAAGGCAAAUGCAACAACGGAUUGUUUUCAAAAAGCUUGGGCACAAACUGUAAAACUCCUGAGCACAGGGAAGGCUGAAUCUCUUACUUUUUGCAUGACAAUGCUUGGGAUUUUUUUUUCAUUUUGGAAAAAAAAAAUCCUUAUCUACAUGAGCUCCUGAGAAACACCUCUGGUGGGACUCCCACCAGUCAAUAGGACUGUGGCAGUUGCACAGAUAAGGAAGGCUUUAAAAAGCACCAGAGCUUUUCAGACCCACUGAGCAUGAAGCCUGCUAUUUUGGCCUCUCCCCGCUGUCCCUGGUCCGCAGGCUUCUCCUUCCAGCCAGGGCUGAUGCUUUCAGAGGCCGGGCAGUGCUGCACUGUGGCCAGGGCAAGGGCACGUCCUUCAUCAGCAACCGACUGCCUCAGCUCCCUGUGGCCACGCAGCCCAGGCUGAGCAGUGGCAUGUGUCCAUCAUUUCGCCAGAUGCCCAACACCACUGCUUGGCCUCAUGCCUGAGCCUCAGUCACCAGAACUGCAGCAGUUCGUGAGCCUGGAUCUUCCUGGGGAAGCCGUGCUUUGCUCCCCCAAGAUGCUAGAAAUCCCUACAGGUGCUAUGAUUUCCCUUGCCUUCCAGUUCCAAGUAAAAAGGUGUAGGGACUUGAAACACUCUUCUGUUUUGAUAUACACAAUACUUAGAAUCUGUUAUUGUGCUAAUGUUGAUCUCCAUUCUCUGUGUGACCCUGGAGAUGGCCAGAAGUGUAUAGUCAUACAACCAUAGAAUAAUAAAAUUUUCUUAUCGUAUUAAAAAACUCAGCAAAAUCAGCUUUGAGUUUCAGGGCUCUUUUCUUUGAAGCUGCCCAUUUGUUACCAUGGAAACCUCCAGAUACACCCAGAAAACCCACAGGCUUUACCAGCUGCUUUAUCUACUGCAGCAUAUUAGGGAGAGCUGAAUAGCACAAAUGAGGGGCCUCAUGACUAAGCUUCCUGUGGCAACUGGGUUAAAUUUGCAUUCAAAAUGUUGGCAUGUUAAGGCAAGUCUGAUGGCUCUUCAAGCACUGUUUAAACUGUUGGGAGUUUAUUUUAUUUGCAAGUAUGCCAGAGAAUCUGACAAGUUAUAGCUGGAGAAAGACUCAUUGACUGCUACAUCUGCAAAGGCUGCACACUUUUUGGCAGCAAAUAUCCAGAGCAACAGGCUUCAACAUUAGGAAUUUAUUCCUGCUCUGAUAGAGCUAUUGACUAGAAAGUUUUCUGGAUUUUCACUAUAAUUUUUCCCUUUUUAAAUUUCAUCUAAGGCUCUCAGUUGUGCAUCUUUAUGCUAUAUGAGAUACCUUCCAGCCUCUGUUCUAAUGCCUUUUGGUUGUUUGAAAUAUGUUACUGGGUUGUUGCAUCAAAAUGAAUACAUUCAGCUAUUUCAGCUUUUUCUCAUGCAUUCUUUUCUCUGUCCCCAAUAUUUUUUUUCUUGCUGUUCUGUAUACAGCUUUCAGUUUGUCAAUAUCUUUCUCGUAAAAAACACGGUGCUCCAAGUCAUUUUCCAUCAGAACCACAGAGGAUUGCAGAAAGCAAGGACAAACCUCCAACUGUCGUAAUUACUAUUAAACUGCAUUCAUAGGAAAGACCUCCUAAUGUCUGUACCAUGGUGUGCUGCUUUUGAGCAGGGAACAGAGAAUUCCUGGGCUAUUUUUUGUGGUUUUAUUAUAUUCAAAAUUCAUUAAUUAGUGUGUUUUAUUCAACAGCAGCUCCAUGGUAUUUCUUUUUAGUCAAUGUUUUUUGAAGCUUGUGGAUCUUCACAGCCUUCCAGUCUUACAAACUACUUCGUCUUAGCUGCACCCACCUACACUUUUCUGAAAUUAAUUUCAUUCUAUCAUUUUCUUCCCAUGUUCCUAAGCUUUCCAGGUGCUUUUGCUCAACACAUUGUAAUUUUCAGUUUUCAGGUUCUAUUUGCUGUGCUCCCGUUCGAGCCUGUCUAAAUAAAUUCUUCAGUUCAGGUGUUGUUAUUGGCUGCACUGUCAUAUAUAUAUUUUUUGAAUGAGUGGUAUGAGAGAUAUCUUCAGAUAACACAAAUGUGCUUCUCCGUUGAUAUCAGAGGAUCUAUAAUGAUUUAAACCAAGAUUUUUCUAUGCACUAACUUUAAAAUCCUGAAAAAAAAAAAAAUACAAAGAUAGGAUGCAUUCAUUCUGAAUAUUUGGUGGGUUUUUUUUUAAUUAAUGACAACAAAAUAAACAUAUGCUGAAUUUUUCACUAGUAAGAGCACUUUUUAACUUCAUUUUGAUUUGCAGGUUUCUGAUCUUAAUUUCUUGAACACUGGAUGAAUUUGCCUGCUAUUUGAGACAGACUGUUUAUUGUCCUGAACUUUGUAUUGUCUAUUAGAAUAAGUUGUGUUCUCCAAGCAAGAUAUUUUUUUCAAAAUAUUUAAUGAAGAGUUUGUGAGCUGCAACACUGCUUUGCACUUUUGAGGACACUUUUAUAAUGUCAAAACUAACAGGGAACAAGUAGUUUGCAAACUCUGCAAAUAGAUUUCUUUAAAUUAUUCAUAGUAACUUAUUUGUAAUCAGUUUUCUACAAUAAAACACACAGAUGAACUCAAAGUUUCUUUGUUAAUAAUUAGAUGAAUGAUUGAAAUGUGAAACAACUUCUAUAUUUCAGAUCAGACAAAAAUUAAUAUUAAUAACAAUAAUUACUAUUCAGGUCUUUAUACACAUUAUCAAUGUAAUUUUCUCAUACCUUUGUUGAGCUUACUUAAGUAAGAUGUGUGAUCCAUACUGAAGCUAUAGGAUGUUAACCACACUGAAUCAUUGCAAUGAGCAACUCUCCCACCACCAUCCCCAAAUUUACAGUUGUAUAAAAGUGUAUAUGUACAUAUAUGUAAAUGUUAAGUCCGAAAGCGAAUGAAUCUUUUUAUUUAGGGAUAUUUGGUUAUAUCUCAACUGCUGGGUUUGGGAGUACUUCCCUUCCCCUGCGAUCAAGCAGGAGCCUAGCAGAAACCCACUUCCACAGCAGCGUGAGCAUAAAGUGUGUGACCCCACUCUUGGCUCCUGCUUUCCCCAUCUGGGUGACCAGGGCAUAGAGAUAGUGGGGGGCUGGCGCCCUCUGAUCCUGCCACAAGGGUCUGAACCCAACUGGGACACUCUGUGGAUGGAAACCAGGAUCACAUCACAGGUACACAGGCUAGACAUAGCAACUGCAUCUACAUUACAGACUGUAUAAUAUUAAGAUUUCGAUUUAAAAAUAAUGAAAAAUAAAAUCAGCAAAAAAACAGUUAUCAGUAGUGUUGAUGUACAUUAGAAAACCUUUGUGUAACUCACAUCAAAGUAAUGUUUAAUUUUUGCAGCAGAAUAACUAAUGAAGGCAAUAACUAGGUUAGAUUUAGUUGACAUAAGCCAGUGGCAAGACAGAGGGUUGGAAAGGUGGCUCUGGACUUGUGCUCACCCACAACAACCCCAAGUCUCAUGAGGUUCUGUGCUUGCAAGGCAAGCUGACAGUGUUAUGUUUUCCUGUAGUUUGUGUAGCAAUUUCCAUCAUACAUGGAGCAGCUCUCUAAUUUACAUACAACUUUGUGUCCUGUGCCCAAGGCGAUUUUAUACCAAAAAAAAAAAAAAAAAAAAAGGAAGGGAGUGACAGUAAAAAGUUAGUUCAGUAAUUUCACUUUCUAGAAAUGCCAGUGAGAGGUUACACUUUGCUCUCAUUAUACAGCACCACAGAAAGCACUGGAGUCACACUGUGAGAAAUGUUCCAAGGUCCUCUUAUCUAUGAGAUAGCAAUUACAGUGUAAAUGGACUGAGGCUGAACUUAAGUUUUUUUGUUUGGGUUUGGUUUAUUUGUUUUAUUGGUUUUAGUUUUGAGUUUGUUUGGGGACUUGUUUUUUUCUGUUUUUGUUUGUUUGUUUUUUUUUUGUAUUGGGUUUUGGUUUUGGUUUUGGUUUUUUUUCUUUAAGUGAUAAUACCUGAUGCUUAUCAGACAAAAAACCUGAGCAUACACCAGACUGGGACUGUAGUUUAUGAUGGUUCCCUCACUCUUGGAGGAGCCACAGGGUGGUUAAACCUGAAUUAGUAAAAUAUAUGAGUCCCUAAAAGCAAUGCUCCAAAAGCUGGGGGUGCAGGAACAUGCCAACCAGUGUGGCCUGCUCUGCCAUUAAUAGUGAGUGUCACAGCUGAUGGCUGCAGGUCUGAGAGGAGGGUCCUGUGUAGCACAGGGAGGUAUCACUGCCCUGGAUUAAAACCAGUGAAUUCCCUUAAACAGAUUUCAUGCCCCAGUGGUCUUACUGAAAUGGAAGCAAUAAUGGAAGAGACCUUGGGGAUACCAGCAAAGCACCUGCAAUGUGCUGCAGUGCAGGUACUGGCCUUAAAUUUUAAGCUUGUUGGCUUUAGUCCUGGGAAUGGUGAGGCUGCAGUGGGGCAGAGCUUUACUCAGGCUCAUUACUGCCUCCUAUAUGACCACAGGGUUGGAGAAAGCUUAUGGAUGGCUAACUGCCAUUCUGUGGGCAAGGCAGAAAUUCCCCUGCCUGAUUCCCUACGAGAGCAUUCAUCAGCAGCUGCUGUUUACCUGAGAAAGACUUUGUCCAAUGUGCAGCUUUUGCAUGGGCCCUCUCCUUUGCUCUGCUCCCCUGCUGUUUCCGAAGGUGCGCUGGGACAGCCUUGUGGGUGCUGCUUUCUGGAGCAGAGUUUUCAGGUGGCUGGGAAUUGUGUCCUGCUCUGUGAAGGUGGGAGCAUCAUUUGUUGACUUGGCAGUACCUGACGCUGACCUCAUCUGGUUGUUGAUAGGAUAAUUCAGGGUUUGGUUUGGACCAAAUUUUUGAUGAAGAAGUUCAUAGGCCCUUCUCGAGUUACAUUUAGUGUUCAUUCCUAAAAUCUUAGCUUUGUAGAAGGGACCACUAGAUUAACCCACUGCCUCUUACUGGCUGUUGCAUUUCAGUUACUGUAGUGACUACAAAGUGAUAGGUCUGACCAAAUCAUCAGUCUGACAAUGAAAGAAAGGGAACAUAUAUAACUUCUCUUAUAAACUUUUCCACUGGUAAAUUGCCAUUGCUACUUUGAAAAACAGCCUUAUAUCAUAAAUCUGUGCUCUGAAUCUUGUCGAACACAACCUGGCCUGACCCAAAUGACUGUAUCACUCAUCUCAGCAGGCUUAAGCUGCUCCCUCAACUCAUGGCCAUUUGGAGAAGAUAACAAACCACACGUCUGGCAUCCUAAAGGAAUGAAACAGGGGAUGAACUCUAGCAGAUCAAGGAAUGUCCCUUUCUUUUUAACUGGAAAGACACUUCUCAAGCACUUUGCAUGACUGCAUCUCCAGCUGUUUCACUCUGGCAGUGAGAAGCACUACCUCAAAUGAGGAACCUUUCUGCAACUCAUUGGCUCCUGAAGUUAACCUCAUCAGAGCACAUAUCACUCAGUUGGGCCACUUCAUGUGAUAUCAGUUGGGGAUUGUUACGCCUAAAAUGUUCAAGGCAAAAAAGACAAAGAUUCAGGCACACAGGACUGAAAGCUCAUCUAAUACUCUAUGCUCUGGGUCUCAGACUAUAGCUUUGCUGAUGAGAUGACUGUGAAGUUGCACAGGCUAGAUUCCCUUAGACCACUGGGGCAAUCACCUUCCACCUCAGGAACAUUCAGUCUCUAAGAUUUAAAGAAACCAGUGCUAGUCAAUAACUAAAGUAAGACAUCUUCAGGACCCCGCAGUGUGGGGAGGAACCACCUGUUGUGUGGGGCUCAUAUUCAACAUUGCUCCAAGGAAGCCAACAAGAUCAGAUCCCCCAGGCACUGGCAGAAGCAAGACUCGGUUCUUGGCCCAUGACUUGGUGGGGUUGGGGCAGUCCUGAUCACAGGCAAGAGCAGGAUUUUGGGAAGCUGGAGUUACUUAACAAUGAACAAUGAGCCACCUAACAAGAUGUAGUCCCAGCUGGCCAGGGAUAUUUUGGACCACAGUCCCAAAUUUGCAUACAUUGUGUCUUUUAAAAACUUUCUGCAAGUAACUAUUAAUGUCUGAAGUUGUUUUCCAGCUUGUUUAUUGCCUCUAAUAAUCUGCUGAAAGUACCUGAAAAUGACUGCCUCAGAGUCAUGCAGAGAGUACAUUUGAAAGGUCAAUGCAUGUAUUAAAAAUAACAGUUAGAAUUACCAAAAACAGUGACAGACCUGUUUAUGGAACUAAUAAAAAUUCACACAAGAAAUAUACUUAUGUCUAUUCCCCCAAAGUACAAAAACUCAGACAAAUCUGUGGUGAAAACUGAGAAACUGCAUCUUAAGUCAUUGUAUAAUAUAUCCUUGCCUAUAAAGGAAAAGCAAGCCCAUCUUCUGUGUUGAUAGGAUAUCUGAGAACCUGUCUGUGCAUUUAGUCUAGAUGAAAGAAUGUGAAUAAAUCACACUUGGAGUUUUACACUGUGUAUACACAACUUCAAACUUUAAGAUCCCUUGAGACUCCAAGGAAUUUACUUGUAGGCAGUAAGUGUGAAGUCUAAAUCUAUGGGAGAUUGUGUAAAGGAGAAAGUUAAGAAAGGCAAAAAAAUACAUGAUGGACAUUAAAUGGGUAACUGUCCUAUGGAUAAAAGCAAGAAAACACAGGUUAGUCCCACCUCGUCAUUGUGCAGAUAAAUGAACAUCAUGUUUUCAACACUCUAGCUGUUAUCUGGCUUGCUGCCCUCUUCUGCCCUUCUGUGGAAAAAUCAUCCCUUCUCCCACUGUAUCAGGCAGAUUAUUUUGAUCUUUGCUUUCUUCUUAAGAAAGAAGGUGACAAUCACUUAGUGAAUGGUGACCAUGCAUCCCUGUCAUAAUUUAACCCCAGCCAGCAACUAGGACCAUGCAGCUGCUCACUUAUUGCCCCUCCCUUGAGUAGAAUAGGGGAUACACUUGGAAAGAAAAAAAAAAAAAAGGAAAACAACAAACUUGUGGGUUGAGAUAAGAACAGUUUAAUAGGACAGUAAAGUAAGAGAUAAUAAUAAUAACAGAAUAUACAAAACAAGUGAUGAGCAAUCCAAUUGCUCACCACUCACAACACCAAUAGCCCAUUUAUUCCCAAGCAGUGGUAUUUGCCCCCUGGCCAACUAUAGUUUAUAUACUGAGCAUGAUGUCACAUGGUAAGGAAUAUCCCUUUGGCCAGCUUGGCUCACCUGCCCUGACCUUGUUCCCUUUCAGCUUCUUGUGCGCCUGGUAGAACAUGGGAAUCAAAAAGUCUUUGAUUACCUGGCAACAACCGAAACAUCAGUGUAUUAUGAACAUUUUUCACAUACUAAAUCCAAACACAGCUAUUAGAAAGAAAAGUAACUCUGUCCCAGCCAAAACCAGGACAAUCCCACAUGCAGUCAGGAUCAUCAUCAUCGCUUCACACAAGUGGGUUGAGUUGUAUCUUGCCGAGACCCAGCUCAAGUCUGAGCUUUUCCAGCCCCAUAUUUGCUUUUUGCCUAGAUGUUGAUUAAAAUCAUUCAAGGUGGCUGAUCUUCGUUCUAGGAUAGCAAGUGUUUUUCUUGCAUGUUAAUUGUCAAUUCUGCUUGAAUGUGUCAAUCUUGGAGUGACUCCCUACCAGCUGUUCAGUAAGACAGAGCCCAGGUAUUUCUAUGACAGUCUUGUGGCUCUCCCUCAGAUGCGACUCAUUGACAGGCUAAUGGUGCAUGGACACAGUGAAGAGAGCAAGUUGAAGGAAAGACCUGGAACGAGAGACUGAGGAGAGCAGUAACAGUAAGGAGAGAUUUCCCAGUAGAAAUUGCCAGACUGACCCCAUGGAGAGCCACUGUGGAUCUAAAGCUAUUUGUCAUCGGAGCCAUGAGCAGCUGAGGUGCUUUGCAGGCACCACAUUUCCCCGUAGAGCAAGCUGGUAACAGGCAAAUCCUGAUUAAGCAGUUUGUUCACAUUUGGGUGCUGCAGACCCAGCACAGUUUGUUCUAAGUAUAGCGUUUGACUUGGGCUUGAUGAAGUACAUUAUGGAGAGUACUACAGAAGAAAGAAGUCAGAAGAGCAGAAUUUUAAAGUGAGGGGGAGGAGAAUGAACUGAAUAGGAGGAAGAUCUGAAGACAGAGGUAGUGAGUUCCUUAAAAUAGCAGUGCUUGCCUUUGAUGUAAAAUACAAAAUCUUGGGAACAAAAUGAGACAGAGGCUAAAUGGAUGGUGUGAGGAGGGAUUCAAAAGUGAGAUGACACACCAGAGCUGGGUAUGAAGAAGCAAACGAUGCAGGAGUGGACUUAGCAUAAGAGACAGCAGAUACUAAUGUUUUUUUCAGAAAAGUCCUUUGCACUGUUUGUAAGCUAUAGCAUCAGCAAAAUACAAUAAGAAAACACUCAACUUAUUUUCCUCUAUGCAAGAAGAGACUUGUUUUGAAAUCAAAGCAGAUAAAACUUGUUUCUCUGUGAAGAGUUUGCAGACCUUAGUAUGUUAAAAUAUUACUUUAAAAAUCUUUCAUGCUCAACAGUUAUAUUCAUUUGCUUAUCUCUAUAGCACUUCAAAAAAUGCCAUACCACAACUCAUUUUGAUCAAAAUGGGAAUGCUUCUAAACCUUCGUUCUUAUCUUUUCAUUGAUACAUAGAGGUUUCAUUCUUCAGGUGGGAACUUGUUUUUUUUUUCCUUCCAGGAUAAAUCUCUAAAUUCAAACAGUUCCAGGUCCUACCAGCUACAUGAUUUGUGGUGUUAUACAUUAUUUAGAUUGGUCAGUUCUUGUGAGCCAGUUCCCACAGAGGUCCAGUCACAGGUCCAGUGUCUGGAGUCUGGAGUUGGAGAUGAACUUCCCCACUUAAUUUUAAUUAAGUGCCACAUUUUCAUGUACAUUGCUUUUCCAUUUUGCCAGAUUUACAGCAUUAUCUUUCAUGUACCAGUUCCUCCCAGCUAUCACAAAGUCAGUCUUUUUUUUUUUUUUUUUUUUAUAUGAACUCCAACUGUUAAUUAAUUGCUCCCUGAAAAAGACAAGCGCAGGAGUCUGAGCACAAAAAAGCAAAAUACUGAGAACAAUAUUGCAGGCUGUACGUAAGAGAAGCAAUCUCCUGGUGUGUGCAGUAGUGGGAGGCAACGCUGCUGUGCCAGCCUCCCACACGGAUUGCCUCCCACCUGCACUGCAGUCACAGGGGCUGAAAUGUAAUCCUUUGUUUACUUCUGCCCCCUGAGGGACGAAACCGUGAGAUAAGGCUGCUCCACAUACAUCAUCUGAGAAUUUCUCUCCCAUCUCUAGUUUCCACCCAGGUGAUGUGUAUUAUAAUUUGUAAAUGUUUUCUACUGUCUGACCUGCAGUUAAACAAUCGCUUAGUCCUCUUAAGCAGCACUCAGCUCCCUGUCCCACCAGCUGCUAAUGAGACAUCACUCUGCUUUGAGUGCUGCUCAUGAAAAUGCAAAAAUCCCACUACAAUUCCUCAGGGACAGACCUGACUGAUCCUCAGGUCCUCACUCAGCCAAACAGUCCAGCAUUUUGAUGGGAUCCAGCUCACCUGUGGAGUCGGAGGGUUUGACUCGCCGUGAUUGCGUUGCUGCUUGUUCUCCACCCGCACAAACCCAGUUUUCAAUCCCAGCAUUUUAUCCUGGUUUGUCAACCACAGUCUCUUGGGAAGAAGUGCAUUUGUCUCCUACCUGAUGGAGGUCCUGAUGGUCUUUCAUUUCUGUAAUAGCUAAUCUGUUCCUGCGUGCAAAAGGGGCCAGGGAAUAAAAAGGAAAGGAGAGGCUAGUGACAAUUCCUUUCUCUAACCAGGGUGUUUUGAGUUGUUUUUCUUCCAACAGUUUGGAAAUAUUUCCUAUGAGCUGUAAAUUGGGUUUAAUUAAAGCUAUUCCUGUGACUUUUUUCCACUUUAUUUUAUUCCUUCUGCAAGGUGGGGUCGGCAAACCUAGCUGCAAAAUGCCAUGGCUAGAGUCCUUUAAAUAUUGUCAGUCCUCCCAGAGCCCUCCCGGGGCUAGGCUUUCCAGGCUGGCUGUGAGGUCGGUAACCAAAGUGGA
Columba livia (rock pigeon) is the source of this 14218-nucleotide messenger RNA. RefSeq names its product glutamate metabotropic receptor 1 (gene GRM1). Bases 528 to 3311 code for a protein of 927 amino acids. Gene Ontology annotation, biological process: G protein-coupled glutamate receptor signaling pathway; regulation of synaptic transmission, glutamatergic. Lineage: Eukaryota; Metazoa; Chordata; Aves; Columbiformes; Columbidae. Gene Ontology annotation, molecular function: G protein-coupled receptor activity involved in regulation of postsynaptic membrane potential; adenylate cyclase inhibiting G protein-coupled glutamate receptor activity. The record is from RefSeq and is a predicted model, not a curated record. Gene Ontology annotation, cellular component: postsynaptic density membrane; plasma membrane. The transcript has 10 exons.